Molecule: messenger RNA, 4139 nt
Organism: Entelurus aequoreus (snake pipefish)
Lineage: Eukaryota; Metazoa; Chordata; Actinopteri; Syngnathiformes; Syngnathidae
Product: bromo adjacent homology domain-containing 1 protein
Exons: 8
Coding region: 653-3091 (812 amino acids)
Molecular function (GO): chromatin binding
Source: RefSeq, a predicted model, not a curated record
GCAAAGUUGACAGGGUGGGUCGUGUACGUGUGUGUGUACGUGAGUCACGCGUGGAUACCCCUUUAAAAGGCUCACCAUGUUGCCAUCACAUGCUCCAGCAGCAUCGACUUAGGAUGCGGACGUUCCCGCUCUUGUUGUAAAGUAAAAACAUUACGAGAAGAAAGCCGCGAUCAUCAACCAGCGUGGAGACUUUUGUUUCACCGAGGAUUUGCUCACUUCGCGCCCGGCGAGACGGCGACUGGGCUCGGCCCUGGUGUCAGCCUGAGCCUCGCUGCUGCUUGCUGUGUUGUUCCGCACGUUGGCCGACCCCGAGCUCCGUGGACGAGUCAACGUGUAGCGGCCAGACCUGCGGGGUUUCGAACCGACCACCUGGGCGAGGCUGCUGUGCUCUACGUGGGGAGAGUGGAGCGGAUGGAACCCGGGGAGCGAGAGCAGCACAUCCGCGGUGCUGGAAGAUCCGACUUGUUUGCGUCUAGUUCUCGUCGAGCACAAGUCUUGUUGUGAGCGGGCUGGCUGCUCUUUAAGGGACACACAAGGUGCCCCGAAGCUCAACUACAUCCCGAUCCUUUGACCAAGGUGCACACACGGUCUGGAUCCACUGUAGUCUUCAGGGUGACCAACAACUGCUCAAAGCCCAGUCAUAAAGCAUGUGAUGACCCACAUCAAGCAGAAAGGUUCCAACCAACGCUGGGACCGCAGCCCUCCGUGGCCGCAUGGUGGCGCUAUGGGCGUCGACCAGCUGGAGCGCUCACUCCGCUUUGGCCGAACGAAGAAGAUAAGUGAGGUCGUCUAUCGAAGGAAGGUGAAGAAGGACAAGAAAGAUGCGGAAAGGUCCAAUCAAACCCAAAAACCAGGCUGCGAGAAGAAACGGGACAGGAAGUUGUAUCCUCUUCGGGGAAGGGUUGGGGACGGGCUCAGCUGCCAUGUUCUCCUCACAAGGUUGGAGGAAAGCAUCCGCAGAGGAAAGAAAGCUGCAGUGUCGGACAAGGACAAGGCCAGGAAGAGCGGGAUCGGUGCAAGUACGGAGAUUAAAUCAACAUCAAAAGUAAAAUCAAAGCUGAGUGACUUAGUACACGUCUUGCAACCACGCAAGCGCCGCCUCGCCUCCCUCAACGCCGAGGCAGUGAACAGCCUGCUCCUGGAAAGAGCCACUGACCUCCAGCCACAAGCUAAACAGGCUAAAAGACAGGAAGAGCCCACGAAUGGAGUGCAUUGCACGGUUGAGCAUCCAGAGUCCAGGAUCGCCACCGCAGCAGCUCUUAAGACCUCACAACGAAACGUCUCUAAAACCUCCUUGUGUUCAAUAUCCAAGAAGGUCAAGAAAAAGACCUACAGAGGACACAAGAGUCAGGGGUUGAGUUUGGAGAUUCUGGAUACGCCAACACCGAGACGACUGGCUGGUCUCAAUGCCGCCGCCCUGCUGAAGUUGACUAGCUUGUCUGCUGUGACGAAGCAUCGAGUUAAGGCCGCACCCAGCAAUACCCUCACGUCUGAUGGCAAGAACCCUGCUGCCACCCAGAAACAGACCUCUAGAGUGAAACACAAAGGGCACUCACAGAAACAAAAAGGGGAUCUGGAGAAGAUGUCCCCCAUGCACUGUAGCUGCUCAGCUUGCAAGAAGGCCGACUUUGAGCCCAAGGUGGAGUGGGAAUCCAGUAGUGUCACCAAACCGGGCUACCAGUCACGCAGCAUGUUAGGCUACACACUGAAGAAUGUGAAGGAAGAGCAGCUGGAAACAGAACUGAACCCCUGCUACUGCUGCCCCCCUGAGGGCUCCGUGGAGUACUGCCACCGCUUGGCCUUCUUCUUGAGCCAGCAGCCCUUUUCAAAGUCAGGUGAUCAGUCCAUCAGCUCGGCUGUGACCCCCGUGAAGCGUGAGUGCCUUGUCACCUCUUCGUCACUUACCCACUCCCACCCGGCCCUGACCCUCAGCCACCACCCCUGCCUCUGCUACUACGUCCACAUCGCCCCGCACCUGCCGCAAACUGGAACAUCUCCGCUGCCACCGCUCACCUCCAGACCUCUGAGCUUUGCCCCACCCGGCUUGUGCCCUAAUCGGACGAUUGGCUCCAAGCCACCGGGUCCUCAAAUGACACACGCCUCGCCAGUGCCCCACCCGGCAUACUGCAACUCGGUGGGCUCGCCUUGUUACGGCGAAGCCUGCGGGAUUGGCGGCUACGCCUGCAGGCCCGUCGCUCCCGUCAAUAGCAGGGGAUGCUCGUUCAGCACAGAAUGCACUGGAUGCUCGCAUGGCAUCAAAACAGAGACUUUCUCCUCCUCUCAGGGUGACCACAGUCCCUCUCUUCUGGUCCCCCCGCCUAUCUCCAGCUGCCCUUUAUCCAGCGUGCCCACUUCCACCCAGACGAAUCCUCACCUGCUGACUCCGCUGUUGGGCCAGGAGCAGCAGCCCCGGGCCAGGCUAAAAGCAGCCACAGACCGCCCGCAAGGCACGAAGGCCUCCUCAGACAGUGUCCCCCCUACACUCCAGCAAAAGAAAGUGGUCCGCAGACGUGCCACCAACGGCUGGCGGUCUGUUGGAAUCCCUGCAGAGAAGGACAUUUUCAUCGUGGGGGAAGAUGAGACAGCGCUCCGGCUGUGCUACGAAGGAGUCGAGAGGGAUGGCGAAGUGAUACGCGUUAGAGACACGGUGCUGCUGCGAUCGGGCCCAAGGAAGAAAUCCCUGCCGUAUGUGGCCAAGAUAUCAGCGCUGUGGGAGGAUCCCAAAACAGGGGAGCUGAUGAUGAGUCUUUUCUGGUACUACCGACCUGAGCACACCCAGGGAGGCCGAGAUCCCAGCAUGCACUGUGAGAACGAGAUCUUUGCCUCUCGACAUCAGGACGAGAACAGCGUGGCCUGCAUAGAAGACAGAUGCUACGUCCUGCCUCUAGCCCAGUAUUGUCGAUAUUGUGCCUUGAUAAAGCAGCGUUCUGAUGGCGCCCUGCCCGGCCGCCCCAGCACGGUUCCCCCGUGCCCGGACUUCGCCCCACCCUCCCACCGCUGUGUGCCCGCCGACGUAGACCCGGAGCUGGUGUACUUGUGCCGCCAUGUCUACGACUUCCGCUACGGACGCAUCCUCAAGAACCUGCAGUAGGAUUUGCCAUGAAUUAUUCAUCAUCUUCAUCCAGUCACCCUGCAGCUGACGUAAGGUUUUAGAGAAAGUGACGCACAGAGCCCUUUACUGUAACUUAUGAAGAUGUUACAAUGAAAUACUUUUUUCACGCCGCCGUCUGAUAUGAUUUGUCAGCGCCCUGAUCUGAUCGCUGGCAUUUUUCCCCCAAAAGCAUCUUAGCACUCCAACCAUGUUUGUAAGCCACUGGCUCAGGGGGUUCUGGAGGUUCUUCCAGGGGUGGAACACUAGACCUCGGCUGUAUCCAAGCAGCUAAUGGACAGUUUGGGCAAGCUUGCUUGUGUGGGAGAGCGAGUGUUUUCAGUGUGGAUAAAUGUGGGAAUAUGUUCUGUUUAUCUUUUGUUCCCUCUCAAUGCUUUCAGGCAAUCAAACCAAACAAAACAGUUUUUUUGUUUUUUUUAGAGCUAGAGGAUCUCUCGGCUCAUCCUCUGUGCCGCUCACUUUCCUAUCUCUUUCUCAACAACGCUCUGCACAAUCUAAAAGAAAACAUGUUUGACAGACCAAAGUCGCCCCAAAUGUACCUUUUGUUAGCUACUAGCCCACUUUAUAAGGGCUCCAGUAGGGAGUUUGCUUAUGAAUCAAUUGAACUGAUCAACCACAACUAUACGUCCUUAUCAGUCCCUCCAGGAUUUUGCUCGCUUUUUUUAGUGAUUGUUGCUGCCUAAAAAGCCUGAGUUCACAGAAGCUUUUCCCGAAAGUGUCGCAGUGGCUACAUUUUCUUAACUCAAUACAUUUUUGUGAUUUUAGGAAUGUGUUACCAAUGUUUUAGGUGUUCCAUGUAACACUGUACUGUUGACUGAUAAAAACUAAUCAUAGUAAUAAUGAAUACCGUAUUUUUCGGACUAUAAGUCGCCGUUUUUUUCAUAGUUUGGCCGGGGGUGCGACUUAUACUCAGGAGCGACUUAUGUGUGAAAUUAUUAACACAUUACCGUAAAAUAUCAAAUAAUAUUAUUUAGCUCAUUCACGUAAGAGACUAAACAUAUAAGAUUUCAUCGGCUUUAGCGAUUAGGAG